UAACACCUGGUUUUAGUCGGUUUAAAGCGAAAGUUUGCUGGUACACGCUUAUUGAGUGUCAAUUUGUUGCUAUGUAAAUGUCAACCCCUUUAAAAACCUUUAAUUUUGGCUUAUAAAUGUGGGAAUUUCGGACACACCGUACUUGCGAGUACACUAUUGAAUAUGGGGAGGAAGCCUGGACUCAAGAAUCAAGCACAAAUAGACAUUUAUGGAUGGUCGAUGACAUAUCCAGUUCUGAUCUAUGUCUAAACUUCAAGAAUGUCUGCUUGAAAAUGUCAAGAACUACCAACCCGGCCAGCUUAUCAGAUAUUCGUCUCCUCGCUUUAAACGAUAUCUACAAAUUUGAUAAAAACUUCUCCACCUCAGUUAGCAAAUAUUUUUCGGUCAAGGUCCAUAAUUCAUUAAAAUCUCUCGUAAAUUUAAAUAAAUAUCUACCAACACCUGGAUUGAAGUGCUGUGACCGGUGCUUAGAUAUCGAGCGAUCCCCUCCCGAUGAUUGGCUUUCUUCGGUGACACGGUUUGAUAUAAGUUUGAGUAUAUGAUAUAGUGUGAUUACUGGGAUGAAAGAUGAAUGCACCACUUUCUUUCUUGUCACAAUUGCUACUUUAUCCUCUAUAUUUGAGACUUUAUCUUUCCCAUGUUCUCACACAAGUUUUACCUGUUCUUAUACAUGGCCCACCUGACGAUUCAAACGAGGAUAGUUAUGUUCAUUACUACCUGUCACCUCUGUUGGCUUCUAUCUUUGGCUCAGAUCCUCUCAUGAAAAUGAAAUGAGCAAAUGGUCAGUUAU
Messenger RNA from Mucor mucedo, 790 nucleotides. RefSeq lists its product as uncharacterized. The record is from RefSeq and is a predicted model, not a curated record. The transcript has a single exon. Bases 117 to 542 code for a protein of 141 amino acids. NCBI's taxonomy places the organism in Eukaryota, Fungi, Mucoromycota, Mucoromycetes, Mucorales, Mucoraceae.